AUGUUUCAGCUAUCGCCAUCGCCAUCGCCAUCGCCUCGCCUCCCCACCACCGCCUCACCGACCCACCUUCUUCGUCUUCCCUACUGCCGGGGACGCCCUGGCUUUCCGACUACUCCCAAGACACGCGGCCUCAGCUUCGCCCGCUUUGUCCACCUUCUUUCGUCUGGAGCUUUAGGCGCCGGGGUUGUUGGAAUCAACGGUUCAACAUUGCCUCGUCGACUGCGCAAGCUGACCAUCUCUUCUUGCUCCACCCAGCCUAGUGUCUUUAUGGGAGAGCCUUCGGAUCCGCAGAAUUCCAUCGCUAAGGUGCCGUCUUCUGCGUCUCUGUUUGCUUUUGUCUUCAGCAGCUGGCACUAUCAAGGUGCUGCAUAGAGCAUCGAACUUUUCUCUUUCUGUUUUUGCCUGUCGGUCUGCUGCUCUUCGCGGUUUUUCUAGUGUCCAUCCUUUUAUUCUUCCCCCGAGCCUAUGAAAAUAGAGAGAAAUUCGGAGAUUAUUUUUCUAAGAAGGAUCAUAUUUCAGAGAGCUUUUUCAUGAGAGCGAGGAGUUGAAAAUGCAAGAGCAUUUUUAAGUGCAAUACUCUGACGUACAAAUAGCUCUAGGACAUAUUUUCACGCCAGAAUUUUGUCCUGUUUACCAGAAAAAGGACAAAUAACUUGAGAAUAAGAUUUUUCAGGGUCCAUCUUCCUUGAUUUCUGAUUGAAGGUUUGUAGCACAAGCAUUCAAUAUUGGCUUCCAAGAAACAGCUUAAUGAUAACCAGAGAUCUGGGGGAAGACACAAUCAGAGCAUUUUAAGGGAACAAUGAACGAUAACAUGAAGAAAUUGAAAAGCAGUCUAUGGUCAUCACUGGUGCACAAGUAUAUUCCUGUUUAUUUUUCACCAGGCAAAAUCCUGUGAGUGCAGAAAAAUGGCAUAAGAUGUACCACUUGAAUUUACUAGGAGUGCCACUCAAAUCAUCUUUCUCUAGAAUUUUGACUAAUAAGGAUUAUGUUAUGAUAUUAAUACUUUAUGAUUUAUAACACCUAAUUUUACGUCAAAUUACCUUUUUUUUUCAGAUCAUUAAGGAAAAAAUGGAGGGCGAUUCUUCAUAGUUUAUUUGUAAAGCUGCAGAGGCAAAGCUAACUGUCAUACUUUCCUCAGAAUAAAAACCUGGUGGAAAUCUGAGAAGGUUGACAUUCUUUGUUAGUGAAAGAGGACAGCUCGCUUGAUUGGGAGGUUGCCUAUGCUUGGAGGAGAAAUGGUCUUGUUGCAUUAUCUAUCUCGAGAGUGAGAGAUAGACGACAUUUUGUUUUCCUUGUUCUGGGAACUUGGGGACAGAAGUUGGUCUAGUAGGGGCCUAGUGACAAAAACACUUGAGGAAAUUGUGCUUCAUAUAGAAUAUCAUCAGUAUAGCUGAUAUAUUAUGCUUCAUGCUCCUAGUUUUUGUACUAUAAGUCAACAAGAGGGAUCGAAAACAGAUUGUCCUAAAUUUUGCUGACAACGUGUUAUUUUUCUGUAUUUUAUCACGUGAUAAGAAAUUUCUGAUUUGUUAUUGUUGUUGUGAUCCGUAAUAUUGUUGUAUUUAUCUUCCUUAGCUGGGCUUAGCUGUCGACCAAUCUUUUUAAACCUGAAAUUCAUCACAUUAAUUAUACGUCUGGUGACAGUGUACUUUCUAUUUGACAUGCUAUUAAGUCUACAUUUUGACGUGCAGGAUAGCCUGUCAUACGCAAGGGCACACUGGGCCUCUAGGUCUCACAUUGCUUGGGAUGUCAAGGAUAAUAAUUCAUCAGUCUAUCUCAUUGCUAGUCAAAUGGCGAACUUACGCGUUUCAAAUGAUGAUAUAACCGGUUAGUGUUAAGCUUCAGUUACUCUAUUACACUGUUGUCAGAAUAUAGUACUCUCUGAUUUUAACUUUGGUUCAUUACUUCUCCCAUCUGGUUUAUAUAACCAUGUAUAAGCUUUAAAAUCGUUGAGGAAAUAUAGAUAUUAUCUUGAUUUUGGUGAAGUAGCCAACGUAACACCUUUCAGAGACUUUGAAAGUAAAAAAACGAAAAUUUUCAUUAUUACUUGAAAAUUAAAUGGAUUGAUUUAAACUGUCCCAUAAAAGUCUAUAGGUGGAUCUCUCUUGAAGACAUAAAAACGAUUCUUAAGAAAAUAAUUUAUGUGACUCCUAGCUAAUUUCAGGGAUGAUAGUCCUGAAAAACGGAUGAAAUUAUAAUGAGUUGGGUUUAGUUGGAGUUAGCUGAGUGUUUUCUUGUCACCAGUUUUUCCCGGUUCUUUCAUCUUGUUGUAAGAGAUUUCAAUUGCUUUACAGCCACCUUCGUUUACUGCUUACAGGCUAUGAUAUGAAGGUUCAACUUGAACAGGACAUGUGUGGUCUGCCAGGCAAUGUAAGUUACCACUAGAUAAAUGAAAAAUAUGGGUAUAGCGUUAAAAUGGAAAUAUUUUCUCUACUUCUUGAUCUCAAGUUUGGCGCAAUGUGAUGUCUUCCCUUUACUUGGUAUCUCUAGAGCUUUUAGAGUCAACUUUGACUUAUUUUCUGCGACACCAACGAAUCAAUUAUUCUCGGUUUUUUUCAUGGAUUAAUCUUGGGUAAGCAAGGAUCUCUAAUAAAUUUAAAAGGAGAAGUAUAUCAAUCACCAGUAUUAAACCUGACAUCAAUUUUUAAUGAUCCAGUACAUAUGAGGGAAACCAUAGUUUUCAUAUAUACGAGGGAAAACGUAGUCUUUCGGUUGUUGCUUAAUUAUUAACUACCCUGCAUAGAGAGAAGAUGUGACUUUGAUGUGUCUAUCAAUGUCGAGGUGAGUGUCAAUAUUGCCAUGUCAAUUCAAUUUUCUAACACCAUGUUAUUGCAAAUGAGAAUGAACGACGAUGCCAUGCGUUUCCUCAUUUGCCAUAUUUGCUUUGAACUCAAUUUCAUCCCUUGAAAUACAGACAUGUGAACAGUUAAAUGGCCUUCUCUUUUCGAUACAGUUACUUAAUUCAUAAUAAUACAUAUUUUAAUCUAUUAUUUUAUGAGAAUAUUUAUUAUCGUGAUGUCCAGACUUUGUGCACAUCUAGACAUUUUUAUUUUAUUUUUCAAAAAACAUAACAUUCAAAUCGUUUAAAAAUAUAUUAAGAAAUUAUUUAUGCUGCCUAGGCAGUGAAUCGAUGGACAUGGUCUUAGUGGCCUUGAAUACCAAAGUGGAAAGUUGGCGAGCAGUAUUGUUCACCUUUGAUUCAGUGUGCCUUAUUUUUAGCGACAUUGUUUAGUGAAUGAAGGUAGCAUAGUUAAGGUUAAUUUGCAUUUGUUUAGUUCUAUGAAUACACACCUACAUUUUUUAUAACGAUGAAAUAUGAUAGUCAUUCAAAUUUCUCAUUGUAUGAACCCAGUAUAAUGGAUUUCUACAGACACAUCUUUUUUCCUUUUGGUGACUGCUGUUUCUUCUUCCAAUGAUUCUUAUCUUUCAGUUAUAGGCCUAAUUACUUUGUAUGCCUCCUUUUUUCCUUAGCUUUUGAAGCUCUAUGGUUCUCAUUUUACAUGUAGCUUUAUAUUACAGAAGAGAAAGCCCGUAUCAUCAUUGCAUUAACUCAUCUAAUUUUAGAAACUUUUCUUUCUCAACAUUUUUUCGGCAAUUUCAACCUUUUUGCUUCAGAGAGUUAUCUUUUUGAUGCCCGAAAUUUUCCUAUGCCUCUUUUUCAGUCUGGCAAUUUAAGACUUAGUUAAUUUUUAUAAUCGUAUCUUUCAUGCAAUACCUUUGAAGUUCCUACCUUUUUUUGCCUUCUCUUGUCUCUGUAUUCCUGUCCAUUUCUUUCUCUUCUAGAAUUGUGCCCUCUAGCCACAUCAGUUGGACCUAAUCUGGAGUCGAAUGUUCACUCCUUGCUUUUUCUAUUCUAGAAUAGCCAUAAAAGUAGAUUCACUCUGAUUUUUUUUCAGACCUAGUGGGAAAUUCAAAAUUCCAGGUACUGUGCAUAACCUUCUUAAAUGUCCAUAUUCAGCCUAUGCUCUAGUUUUGUUAUUGUUCAGCAGGGGGCCGAUUAACUCAUUUUUAGCUGCCGGGAUGAUGCUUGGUUUUAUGCUAAAAUUUGUAUCCUAUGAUUUUUCAGGUAAAACAGAAAUUUCCGCAUAUAAGAAGUUAUUCUGCUUUCAGAAUUCCUAGCUCUGUCGAUGCUGAAAAACUUCUUAAAUGCCAGUUAGCUGUUAUGUGUUUUGAUGGUAAGAAUCAAUGACUUCUUUGUUAAGAUUAUGACACUUGUUUCUUUUUUCAUUGGUUUUAUACCAAUUAUACUUGUUUUGUCCAAACAUAAUGCUAUGGAUUCAUAUGUGAUGUACAUCCUGAUGCUGAAGAACGUUUUAAAGUUGUCUCUGAGUGAAUUCUAUAUUUGAUCAUUUUUUUCUACAGUUUCCUGAUUUCCGCUCUAUUUUUUAGUUUUUUAAGUAUUAAAUUAUUUUUAUGAAAAUUAAAUUAUAAUAUGUGGUAUUAUUAUUUAUUUAAUUUAUACUAAAUCCAUAAUAAAAAAUAUAUAUUGUAUUAAACAAAGUGAUCAUACUAAUGUAAUUAAUUUUUUGAAUAUAUUUUACCGAAAUCAAGGUGAGUGUAGUAAUGUUAUAAAUGCAGUUGGUAUUAGUUGAAUGGUUGUUAUAAAAUCAAGGCGAGUGCAGUUGGUAUUGUUGAUAGUUGAAAUUGAAGUUCCAAAAUAUGACUAAAAAGUCUAGUUCAUGCUAUAGGUGUACCAGUGAAAGUUUAUGUCAAUAGUUUAUAUUUUAAAAUUAUAACUAUCAACAAAAUACACAGACGGUCAUCUUGCUCUCCUCGCCACACAAGAAACAAUACCAAUUUGGCAUAUGACUGCAAAUGAACAGUAAUUUAUUUACUAUCCUUUGUAAUAAGGUGAUCUAAAGAUCACCAGAAAAUACUUUCUCUUUGCCUUGUUUCUUUUAGUGUACUUUUUAGGAGGAAGAGAUUGAUCACUCUGAAGAUUCAUCAGCCCCAAUUACGAAAAUACAAUUGGUGAUGUCAUUAUUUAAUUCUUGGACGUGAAACAAGAAAAAAGGAGGGGGAUUCUUAAUCCGCCUAUGUUAUUGUAUGAUCACAGAUAGACUUCCUGCAUACCAUGUUGCACCUAAAUUUAUGUGCUGGCCAUGUUGUCCUAGUUUCUUUAUAUUUAAAGGAGCGCCUCAUAUCUUAUAGAUGUAGCUUUUACUGAACACUUCUGACUCAAUAUAGCCGCGAAAUAAUGUUUUCCAUUCCAUAUCAAAAUUUGAAGUCCAUGUAUCUGUGAUCGUCUCAUUUCUCUUCUUAUUCAGUUUACUCUCUUCUUCAUCAUCUCAUAGUGGUCAUAGGAGGGCCCCGGUCCUGACAAAAGCAAUUGGAAGUUUUCAUUCAACCUGCUGUCUUUUCCCAAAUUAAAUUUCAUUGUCAUGUUAAGAAGGUAAUGGAUGAGUGAAACUAUCCUUAUCGUUUCUUCUGUGGUUUGUUAUUCGGAAGUUUUGCACACCAUGUAUUGAGUUAUAUUACUAUUUUUUCCCCAGUAGACAUGCUAUUGAUUUUGAUCUUUGGGUUACUUCAACUCGCUGAUCUAUUUUUAUGUUGCUUUACACCUUCAGGACUUUGAUAUUUUUAUUUUUAAUAAAUUUACACAGCUCAUGGGAAAUGUGUCAACGCUACUGGACUCCAGUUGCCUGGUGUUUUAGAUGACUUGUUCUCCUACACUGGUCCCCUUGGUGCAGUCUUUAGUAAAGAGGCCAUAUCACUUCAUCUCUGGGCACCCACAGCACAUGUAUGUAUGUUAUAAAUUUGGAGGGAAUCUCUUGUGUGAUUAUCAGUUGACCUUUACAUGCCUUCUGAUCCAUGCAGGUUGUACGUGCAUAUAUAUAUGACGAUCAAUUCAAUCAGGAUCCAUCGGAAUGUAUUGAACUUAAAGAGGAGAUUGGUGUUUGGCAUACUAGGCUCCCAAUAAGUCGAGAAGGUUGUUACUACGUGUUCGAGGUUUCAGCCUAUCAUCAAAGCACUCUAAAAAUUGAGACAUGCAUGGUGAAUGAUCCAUACGCUAGAGGGUAUGCUGGAGAUAUGUCACCUACUAGACUCUUCGCAUAAUAUGGUCAAUGUUUGUUGAUUCUAAUACUCUCCUUCAUAAUAUGGUCAGAAUUUCAUCAAAUGGAAAACGAACUUUGUUGGUCAACAUUGACUGUGGUAGCUUAAAGCCACUGGGUUGGAGUGAAUUGGCCAAUGAAAAGCCAGAGCUGCUUUCCUUUUCUGACAUCAGUAUAUAUGAGUUACACAUUAGGGAUUUCAGGUUAGUCACAUUGUUUGCAAUUUCCUCAUCCAUUACUGUUGAUGUCAUGAUUAUUAAUGCAUGGUGAAGCUGUAAUUCCAUUAUUCUCUGUUUUUGCGCCUGCAAUGUACCACAGUUUUCCAGAAUGCUUGUAUUGGUAUGCUUGUACUAGUUUCAGAAUUGUACAGGUCCACUGGCAAAUAAAAAGUUGUUAGGGUUUUUUGUUUUGCCUUUUUCAUUUCCUAGGUUCUGAAUUCAUAUGUAGCCUCUGACUGGCCGAUGUUGUCUGGAUGUAGUGUCUCAUUUGAAUCAGUCUGGAUGUAGUUUCUGGAUGUAUCUUGUGUAUGGGAUGGAGUAAAAUCCCUGAAACCUGUCCUCCGAAUUCUCAGGAUAUUCUUGAUCUGAAUGACUAGACAUUGAAUUUACUGAAAACCAGUAACAUUAGGGAAUUAGUUCUCAUCUUACCUCCUGGUUAGAUUGUUAUCUUGAUUGUUGUUCCUAUUGACAUUGCUUGACGUCCCUUCGUUUACGCCUUUAACGCUUUCUAUUAUUUGUAAACUGUCUUGAGUCUUUAUCAGAGAACACCGUGAGGCUAUGCAUGGGAUAAAGUUCUUGGGUCUGUUCUUUGCCAAGACACCCAGAUGCCAAUAGCCCAGUUCGUUUGACGUUCAUGAAGAAGGGGAUUAACUGAAGUUACCUCGUAUUUCAAAGAUUUUAAUUAGCUCGUCAAAAUUUUUGCAUCAACGGCUGAUAUCAAUAAUUCACUUGAGUUCGGAAAAGCAAUGUUUCGAGGAUCUAAUUAACGUGGCUCACUACUAUCUUCGAAACACGUCCAACUCUUUAAGUUGACUAAAAAGGUUUGUAGAACAAACAAAACAAAAUAUUGUAAGCUCUUAUUCAUGGAAAGGGGGCAGUGAUUGCGAAAGCCUGCAUUUAGAAUAAUAAUAGCUAGUAUGGAGGCUGUUGGAGGAGUGAGUUUGGUCCUAUUGGAUGGUAAUUGGGUGAUGAAGAAGAAUGCAUCUGUUUUCAUCGAAAUUUAUGAACUUGGAAUGUAGAUGGACGCAUUUUAUUCUAUUGAAGAAACCGGUAGAAAUAUUUUUUUGCCUUUUUCCUGUUAUAUGAUUUUUGUUAUGGAUUAUGUUUGAAAUUACUGCUUUAUCUCCAAUUUGUGCUGUUUUAUGUGAACCAGUUAAUGUAUCAUAUGUCAUGUCUUUUUAAACUUGCAGUGCCAUGGACUAUACUGUGAAUCCUGAAUUUCGAGGAGGCUAUCUUGCUUUUACAUGUGAGGUUGUGAAUUAACCUUUAUGAUUUGUGUGAAAAACUUUAGAUUGCAUUUGAUUUUUAUUUAUGCGUGAAUGGCAUCACUCAGGAAUUGGUAUCCUACCCCUAUUUUUCAGUUCUUCACGUUUACCAUAUCUGAUAAACUAUCUACUGCCGAAUACUCAUUCAUCUUCUAGCACAUCAACUACGAUCGUUUUUAGCUACCAAUCACCGAGGUUUGAAGAUCAGAUACUAGGGGCCUCGAAUGAACCAAUUUCAUCCUACUUUGCCCAAUCCAGGAGAAACUACAACAGUCUGUAGAAGAAAUGAUGGGAGCAUUACCUUGGCAGGAGUAUCUACCAACCACUUGCUUCUGUUUUGUCUGCCACUGAUGUUGUCAAUCCAAUGUAUUGCAUUAGCUUUGUCAACCAAAUCUCCUCACAUCUGUAUAACAACCAUAACUUUUACUCUACAACAUACAUUUUUGAUCACCUAGAUUGGGCUAAAGUUUACCAAGUGAAGUUCAUGAUUCUUUUUAAAGAAUUUUAGACUUUGCCCUUAACGUUUAAUCAGGAUAUCUCUCCCUGAUGCAGACUUCCUGGCUCCAACUAAUUUUGAAUUGUGGAUUAAGAUUCCUUGUCUCUUUAUUGCAUUUCUUGAAAACGAUUGUUGAGUGUAUCUUCAUUCUUGUUGCUGAAGGGAUGUUCUUUUCGGGCUUUUGUCCAGAAUGAAUAGGCUAUUGUCAUUUUUCAAUCCUUUCAUGAAAUACAUACCUGCCAGUCUUGUUCCUUGGUAUUUAUUUUAAUAAUUGCAUCCUCAUUGUCAACCAAAUCCAUGAUUUCUCCUCAGCUAUGCCCUGAUCUGUGUUUCAGACAUCUCCUUCCCCAUUGUGCUGCCACUUUGACCGAGUAUUUUCUUUAGCCUUGUUUUACUGUCUUUGAAACUUACCAAACUCUUUCCAAUACAAACACGUAUAGCUUGUUAUUUAUGGGAUUAACAUUCCUUCUUCCUUCCCAGCCACGUAUCAAAAAAUUGACUUGCUGGUUUCCUAUCCUUCCUCUGUCACUUCAUGGCCUGAAAAAAAGUCACCGACGCUUUUCUGCUGGUAAUCAUGUCUCCAUGAGUUAAACAUCACCAGUUCUUAUAGAUGAUCCUCUUCCACACCUGGUGCUGUUCGUUUUUGUGUUUCAUCGGGCAAAAGAUUUGUUAUGAAUGCUUGGAAGUUCAGUUAAUUCUAUUGACCAAAUUCUCGUUUCCUUCAUGUCACCUCAUUGAACCAGUAGUGUUGGUUCGUUUGGUCAGUUGAAGUUUAUGUCAUAUUCUAUGUCUUCAAGAUCUCUGUCAUUGAGAGCUUGCAUUUGGGCAGGUGCAAUUAUUGCAAAAUCUAAUGGACUCUUUGUAUCAACUAUGCUAAUCGAACUAUAUCCUGAUCAGACUAUAUCUACCUACCUCAAAAGUGGAAAGUAGUUCAAUAUUUUUGAGCGAAUUUCGACUGGUUGAUUUUCAGCUGAAUCUCUGCUCAAAUCUUGAUUAAGGCUAUAGUUAAGUUCAUACACUCCUAUACUGUAGAAGCCAGUCUUGAACUUUGUCACGGCAACAACCGGUGACUUUUCCUUUGACUGCUAAGUCCUUUGACUUGGUUACAUUAGCAAGGUCUGCCUUAUCAUAUGAAUGUAGAAGGGUUGUUCAUAUACCCAUCAGAGAAUUGGAGAAUUUGUGAACACCUGGGCAUGAUCUUCCAUAAUAACGUAAUUUUUAGAUUCUUUUAUAGUAGAUCUUAAUGGGAAACAAGAGAUACGUCUAAUUUUGACUUCGUCCAGCAUGUGUCGUCUUGGGGCAAGAAAGAUCAUGAAUAAUACCUUCUCAUUAAGAUUUGCGCAUGCUUGUAUAGACAAUAUAUGGAAUUCAUCUGUUAAGUUUCACCAUUUCUCUUGUUGGCAUGCCACCUAUUUACUGAAAUUUAGUCUUUUAGGGUCAAGAAACCAUUUUAAAAUCAUAUUGAUGUCUCUGGCAGCACUCAGCUGGCAUAGAUCACUUGAGGAAGUUGAGUAAUGCUGGGUUGACUCAUGUCCAUCUAUUGCCAAGCUUUCAUUUUGCUGGUGUUGACGAUGAUAAGGGCAAAUGGAAAUAUAUCGGUAAGUGUGAUGUCUAUCUCUAUCUAUCUCUCCUGCUGUCACUUGAUUUUUGUUCUUCAUGGUCGUUUUAUGAAGAUUAUUGUUUCUCCUGGCUAUGAAUUUUUUUUUAUGCUCUAUGGACUUUAAUUUAUUUCCUUUAUGUUUUGCAUUUCCAUCUAUUCUUGUCCUAGGAUGACUACUUUUUACUAGAUUGUAUCUGUAGCAUCUUAUUUUUGAAUAAUUUGGAGCUUUCCUAUCUUUUCUCUAGGAAACUAUAACAAAACUUCGAAAAUCACACACGAAUUCCCUGACACUCUACGGAAUAAAGACAUAGGCCAAUCUUAAUCAGUUUCAGUUCUAGGUUGGGAUUAGCCUGCAAUAGGGUAGUUCUUUACAUACCUGGUGAUCAUUGUUGGAAAAUAAUAAUUUUGAAAAUUUUCAAAAAUGUAAGAAAAUCGGCAAAAAGGGCAAAUAUUUGAGUAGAUCCAGGAAUUUGAAAAUCCUCCAUUUUACUAGUCUUGCUGACCUGUUGUCUUUGUCUUGGCAUAAAUCAACGACCUGGGCGUCUUAUCAUAACAUGCUAUAGGUGAGAGUAUUGAGUUUCAAUCUGAUUUGGGCAUUUUCCUGACGUUUUUUAACUGAUACUGAAUCUAUUAUCUGAUCGGUGUAACGUUUCCUUAUCUGAAAAUGAUGAAGAUAUUAUCAUUUAUCUUGCUUGGAGUCGUUGGUAAACCAUCAAUGGUGAUGGCGUUGAAAAGGAAUUUUGAUUCUCUGUAAAAUAAUUUGCUACCAAUAUCUCCAGACUGGCCUAUGAAAGGAUUCCUAAAAACUUAAGUGUUGAUUUCUUCAUUUCUUAUCGAAAUUCUCCAUUUCCUCCGUACGCUUCUAACCCAAAUGUGACUAAACGUCAUAUCAAGUUAUUAUUAUAAGUAAAAGCAGAGCGGAUAUUCUGAAGUGAUUUUGUGUGAUCUUUCCUUAUAGAAUGAGGUCCUAGCCAAUUAAUGAAGGCCCCUUGAUUCUCAGAUGAACAAAAAUUGUCUACGCUGCCUCCAGACUCAGAAGAGCAACAAGCUGAAAUCACUGCUAUCCAAGAUCAGGAUGGUUAUAACUGGGGGUAAUGAAAGUACCUUUUCUAAAUGUCAUCCUAAUAAAUUUCCUUCUUGAACUAGCAGAUUCACGUCUCUAAACAGGUACAAUCCUGUUCUUUGGAGUGUGCCAAAAGGAAGCUACGCUAGUGAUCCAUCUGGUGCACAUCGUACUAUUGAAUUCCGGAAAAUGAUUCAGGUAUGGUGUACAUCCGGACCGCAGUUGCUUAUGCGCAAUGACUUCUAGUUCAUUUGCCUGAAUAUUUUAUUUUGGGUUACUCACACAGGCAGUAAACCGGAGUGGUCUUCGUGUUGUGUUGGACGUUGUCUACAACCAUGUGAGUGCUAGUGGUCCCCAGGAUGAAUUUUCUGUUCUUGAAAAGGUCAGUGGCUUUCUGUUUGCGUUUUAUAAACUGUGAGCUCUGUCAUUUUAGUUGCUUUUGCAUGUUCCCGCGUGGGCUGACUUUGAAGUACUGAAAAUGUAUAACUAAUCCAUGUGUUCUGUUGGAUAAGGGAGAGUCAUUUUUUUUUUCUUGGAUGUUGCUUGUAUGACAAGAUAUGGGGGAAAAGGAAGUAGCUUGUACGACAGAAUGAGAGAAAAAACACUUAAGGCGAAAUAUUCAAAAUAUAGCUAUCGAUCAGUAUCAGAGUCAUGACUGACCUGUCAUUACCAUAUACCAAGUCUGACAAAUCAAAGUGAGAUUCCAGACAUAAGGUAAGAUGAAACAAACCAAAGCAUGACUAGAUCCCAGUGAGUGGUUUCUGCUGUUUUUGGACGAGAUCAGUGUUUAUUCUUAACUGCCUUAAAGUAAUCAACCAUUUUUGGCGAUGCUCGUUUUGAAGGGCUUUUUUAUGCUGAGAGAUGCUGGCCAACCCUGUAUUCAAUUUUCCAUUAUAUCGUGAUUUUUUUUACAAGCUCUUUGAGAAAAAUUGAUAGCAGAAUCAAAAUGGUUUGAGGACCCAUGCAGAGGGAUAAUCAUGUAGAAGCUUAAUCUGAGCUUCUAAUUGGAGAAUGCCUUUGACUUGUUUGCUUGAUAUCUAGGAAAAAUGUCUUUAUCCCAUUUUCAAUGUAAUUUCUAUGUGAUAUACAUAGUAUACAAAGUUUUUUUUCCUGUGCUCACUAAAUUUUCCACUCUCUCGAUGACUUUCUAGGUUGUUCCGGGAUACUAUCUUCGUAGAAAUGCUGAUGGCUAUAUUGAACAUAGCACAUGCAUAAACAAUACAGCAAGUGAACAUUUUAUGAUGGAGCGCCUUAUUAUUGAUGAUCUUCUUUCUUGGGCUGUUGACUACAAGGUAAUUGGAUCCUUUUUUCUCCCCUUAUUUAUUUUUUUGAAACCAUUUUGUCUUCAAUUUCGAUUAUUAGAACCGUCGCUUUAUUUUAAUUAGUUUUCCCGUGAAAUUAAGAGUUUGAUGUGGAAGAUUCGACUUAUUGGCAAGCAUAUAUACUGGCAUGAGGUCAACAAACAGUAUUUGAGUCUCUUGAGGUAAAUAUUUUUAAGGCACAAUUUAGUAUAAAGGCUAGUUAAAUUCUGUUCAGAAUCUGUGUUAUGGAGGACCAAAGGAAUGCAGUGUAAAUGAGUUGCUUACUGGAAUCUCAAUAAAAAUUAGGAAUUCGAUGUCAAAUCUUUGAUACUGUUGACUAGUUAUCCAGCAGCUAACAUCAAUGAUUGGCGCUAAUAGAAGAUCGAAUGGUUCAGUUAGUUAUCUUUCAUGGUAGCCUGUUGGCUAUUUGUGAUGAAUGAAACAACUAGGUUUAAGGCGUAAAAUUUGUUUAUUUCCAUUUUGUGUAAUGUAGGAGAUGGGAUUUUCAGACCUUUAAUGAGGGAGGCUUUUUCUCUUUGAUAAUGAAGAGAAGGGUCUUACUUUGUAUAUCAGCUAGUGGUGUUGACCAUUCAGUAGCCAAAAGUUUUUUGUAUUGGGCAGAAAUUCAGUGAUCUAUUACUUAAAAAAUAAUAAAUUUAUACACAAAAUAAAUAAGAUCAUAAUUAAAAUAUAAUAUGUAAUAUUAAAAAUAAUAAUAUAAAUACUUAUAUUUUAAUUAAAAUUAAUCCAGUUAAUUUAUUUAGUUAACAAUAAUAUUGGUUAUGUAAACCUCUCUCUCUCCCUCUCUCUCCUUUUUUCGUGCAUAUGGUGCUACCACUUUCAGAAGAGUAAAUGAUCUAUCACAUUGGUCGGCUUUGCUGUCAUGCAAGAUAAUUUUGUUGUCUUCUUAUACGAUUUUUUUAUCAAUAGAUUUCUUUAGUUAUGCUUAAUAGAAUGAUCUCCAUAUAAUAAUUUUGUUUAUGAAGUCUCAUCAGAAUUUCGGUCUCUCUUUUUAGGUGGAUGGAUUCAGGUUUGAUCUCAUGGGACACAUCAUGAAAAGUACCAUGGUAUGUGUAAGGUCCAAGAUGUGCUAGUCUGUUACAUAAAUCAACAAAUUUUAUUAUAUUAUGCUCGACUUCCUUUUGGUUGACAUCUGAGUUUAGACGAUUUAUCUUUGUUUUGUCCUCAGAAGUAAUAAGAAUUCUUCUGAGGACGUUAUAAAUUUUAUGUAAUUGAAUCAUUUGACAAGUAUCACUAAAAAUUGACAUUUCUUUUUAUUCAUAUUUUGGAUUAUAAUCUUAUUGAAUCAUUACUGAUUCAAAGAAUGGAGGGAAACUAAUAACUCAUUCCCAGAGAAACUGAUAUCCACUAAUUACCCCUUCCCAACCAGCCCUCCCAGUUGCUCAAGAUAGGGAAGUUGUAGCCCACGGUUGUUGAUAUGGAAUUACGUCUCAUCUUGUGGAAGAAAGUGCUGGAAGUAUCUCCCAUCGGUUGCUUACCGCUUACAUGACCACAUCGCUUAUGAUAUAUCUUGUAAUAUAUCAGUUGAAGGCUGAGCUCAUUUUAGGAUUCCCGAAAAAUUAAGAAAUACAUAUAAUCCCAUGUGAAUCAUUUCCGCCACCCCUCUUCCUUUCAGUUGUUUUGGAUAGGAAUUACUGAAAUAUAAUGUAAAUACUGCAUUAGCAGUUGGGUGAGGCGUAUCACGUGCUUCACUUAAAGAAGCACAUGAACAUCACCUGCAUGUCUCGGGAUGUUAGGCUCUAUGUCUAGAACCUUCUCCCAUGGAUGUGUUAGAAAUAACAUACCCCUGUCUCGAUGUAAAAAAAAACGAAAACCUUCUUGAAUUCUUUUUCCUCAUAUGUGGUGAAUAGAAGCCCUUUUUUUUCUUCCAUGAGAAGAUCUGUCAUUCUUCAAGAAAGAAACGAACUAGAGGAAAGUCAACAGGAAUGAAGAGAACAAAUAUGUGGGUAUUUAACCACAGCAUCAAUGAAAUUUGUCUAUGAUUCAAGUUCAUCUGCAUCAGUGACCUGUCGGAUUUGGUACAUGCUACGCUUGCUAAUUGCACAUUCUGCAAUAUCUUAGAUCAUGUAUCAUAUGCUUAUUCACUUAUUUCAAAUGUACACUAUAUGCGUAGCUUGUCAACAGUAUCAACAGUCUUUGUACUUCCACAUUUGUCUUCAUCCUAGCGUCAUAUUGCUGUUUUCUCUUAUGAUUGUUUAUUUUAUAUUAUUCAUUAUUCUCUUUCUACAAAUGUCAUAGAGCAUGUUGAUAAUUGCUCAUCAUAUACUUAGAUCAUUAAGAUGUUAUCCGUGUUUAUUGGGCUCCAAGUGAAUUUCUUCUUCUAUGUAGAAAUCUUCACACGAAAAGGUAGUUUUUAUUUCUUGAAUAGAACUAUUUUUUCAUAUAUUAUUACCUGGGAUUCAUUUGAUGUUUUCAUGUAGGUGUUCCAAUAUAGUACAUGUGCAUCCAUAUAUAGAGGCAAAUGUAGAAUAAUAUUUUCCAUUUGUCCUCAGUUCAGCCCCCCUCCAUUUCUUCUGCCUCUUCAAGAAGAAUUGGUAUUGUGUAACAUUACACAUGGUUUCCUUGAUGCUUACUCUUUUGGAAACAGGUUAAGGCGAAAUCUGCCCUUCAAAGCCUGUCAAAGGAUCAGAAUGGCGUAGAUGGUUCCAAAAUAUACAUGUUAGUGUGUUGACCAUUUGCUUUGUUCGAAAUUGACAUAAUUAUUUACACUUCCCUAACCAAAUUUGCAUCAACGGAUUCUUUAUGUAAUCCAGAUAUGGUGAGGGUUGGGAUUUUGGCGAGGUUGCCAAAAAUGGACGUGGAGUAAAUGCAUCGCAGUUCAAUAUUUCUGGAACUGGCCUUGGGAGGUAAUUUGGCUUUUGGUAGCAAUACAGGCAAAAAAAUGAUCCUGUAGCGAUUUUACUCAACAAAACGUAUCUCAUAAGAACUCAUCAUCAAUUUUGUGUAUGAAACGAAUUAAACCAUUAGGCAUGGUGAAACAAAUAUUUUCCUGAAAGACAAACAGCUUAUCUUUUAUCAUGGGUCUGCACUUAAAUUUCGAGAAAUUUUGAGAAAUGGCUAUAUGGAAAAUUAAUCUUUGUAAUGCAUCAACUGUUUUGAGAUCUUCCUGUAAUCACACAUUAGCUCCUCAUAGUGUUGCUGUCCCCAACCAACCCAAUUGCAUUUGAAGCGUCUUUGAUGAUUCUGCUGGUUGACAACUCUCUUGCAUCAGUUGUCUGUGUGCACUCCCGCUCCCUUUUUUAAAGUUUUAAAUUACAGCUUGCAACUUUAUGUUGUAAAAUGGGAAAAGAUGUUAGUAAUUUUAGGAUACAAUCAAAUACCUCACAUCAGUUCAUUGGAUGCGUCAUCUAUCCUCAUGUGAAAUCACCGCUGAAAUUUUCAUCUAGAGAGAAAGAGCAAAUGAUUUGCCAGUGAACAUUCAUGUUCUAUCUAGACAUUCUUUAUUGCUUUCUUUCUUGAGGAAAAUAUAUUUGUGAGCAAUUGGUCACCGACCAUGCCUUUAGUUUCUGUUGAUGUUUAGGUGCCUGUGAUUUUUUUUCUUUUAGAAAUAACAAUUUAAACUUAUGUCACUCCCUUAUUUACGAAAUGAUCAGUUUCAAUGAUCGGAUACGAGAUUCAAUACUUGGUGGCUCCCCAUUUGGCCAUCCUCUUCAACAAGGUUUUGUAACUGGUCUUUCUUUGCAGGUUAAUAUUUCUUAUUGAUUUACUGUUGUAAGAAUUGAAUCGCUUCAUUUAAUUGUGGUGGACAUCUUUUAUCUAAUUUUUGCUUCGCAUUCUGGUUGUGCCGUGGUAUAUUCUUGGGUUUUCUCUGUCAAUAAAGGCCCCUUCGUUCAAAAGCUAACAAUUCAACUUCAGGCUUCUCUGAGAGUAUUACUUUGUUUGCCUAUGAAAUCUGUCAGAAAACCAUAAAAGAUUCCCCUAUCCGCUAUCUUCAGAACAGUUUAUAUUUUUGCGGCUUCUCAAUUAUCAAAUUCCAAAUCGGUUCUUCCUCAUUAAUCUGACAGUCUAUCCACCUAUUUCACAAACUGAUGCAACAAGGGUUGUUUUAUCAAUUAAAUGGUUCAUGCAUAUUGAUUUUGUUGUCCUGAAGGAAUGACGAUUUAGCAAUGGGUGGAUAUGGAGGAUAUCUUGAAGCCCUGAUCUUCAAAUGCACUUACAUUUGCAGUUGAAGGAAGCUUGUUGCUUAGAAAACCUAACAUGUAAGAAAUAAUUUGACAAAUUUGCUGGAAGGUUUGAUAUAACAAUGUUGGAUACGAGUUUGCCAAAAACUUGAGAAUGACGCGAAAUUUUCGGUUCAAGAAUAUCUCCCAAGGCAAUUAAGCAUACACUUUAGUCUUGAUCCUUUCAGACAAACAUUUUUUGGAAAUAAUUCAGGAGACUACAGGUGUGACAAGAUUUCACAUAAUUAUUCAAUUUUUUUUUUCGAUUUUUAGAUAAUUUUUUUAGAAUGAAUAUUUUGUUUUCCAACUGCUAUAUAAGAUCCUAUCCCGAUAAUUGAUAUAAGUACCAUGCUUUGUCCACAGCCUAAUGGCCAUGACCAUGGUGAUAAGUCUAUCACAGAUGCUAUGCUGGCAGCAUCACUGGACUACAUUCAGGCAAGUCGAGUCAUAAUAUCAAUGUGGUGCACCAAGUGAACCGAAAACAUACGUUGUUGACAAUUUUAUUUCUGCUUUUCCUCUAUGUAGUCAGAACCACGUUUUAUUAAUGAUAGAAAAAUGAUAAUUCCGGUUGUGUGCAUGUAUAUAUACCCGUUUAUCUCUUUUAGUGUUGGCAUUGAUAUUUCGUGAAUUAUUAUCCUCUUUGAAAAUGAUCAAACUUUUAUGUACCCCAAUAAUGGUUAAUAGUUAACUCGUGAAAAAUACUCUACAAUUUCUUUCCUAUUUAUAUUGUUUUAUAGCUUUGAUAUUCUUAAUUUUUCAUCGUUUCAUCUGCACUCUACUAUUUUACUUGAAUUUGACUAUUUUGUGUUAUCUUCAAUUCAGGCAGGACUGGCUGCUAAUUUGAAAGACUUUGUGUUCACUUCACAUUUAGGAGAAUCGGUACGUGUUGACGAUCUUGAUGUAUUUCAUUUUGUGUAUGUUGGCAUGUCGAUCAUCUAACAUCAUUAUCAAUUUUACUGCCCACGAAUUCUAGUUUGCCAUAUAUAAGUCACUCACUUAAAAACUUAACCAGUGAGAUGAUACAGAUAAUUGACGUGGAUCAGAAAUCUCUCAAUCUGUAUUUUUUUGUUCUUUCCAUAGAAUUUAGAUUGUUGGACCUACAAUGAAUAUGAGCUCCAUUUUGAAAAAUAGUCGGAAAAUAAUGCUGUAGUUAAACCAUCCUUGACACAUGAACUUGAUAAUUUGUCACUAUGGUAUUUUAUUAUCAUUGUUAUGCUGUUCUUUAGUUUUCAUUUCCCAUAUAGGAGAUCGUUCGCAUGUAAGGAGUGGUAGUCUCUGUCGAUAUAUGCGUCAUUCCCUCACCUUGCCAAGAAGAUAUGUAUGGUUGUAAUUCACACCGAUGUAUCAAACGAGAUUAGGCCGUCUCUUUGUCAGUUCUCUGGGGUGCACAACCUAUGCAUGACCUCAAUAAGUUAACAGUAAUCUUUGUCCCUUGAUGCUUCUUAUCUUUCUCCUUCACACAACACUUCAAGACAGAAAGUAAAAGAUGACGGAUAAUAGGAGAAAGGUUGAACAUGGGAAAAGGGGCACAAACAUGGAGGUUAGAUACCUCAUUCAAUAUAGAAAAACUGUAGAGGACACAAAUAUGAGCUCGUUCUAGUUGUACACGCAGUAAAAUGUUCUAGGUUAUCUCUCGUUGGGCUUGGAGAAGUGUUGUUUAUCUCUUUAUAUGCCUUGGACUCCUGGAAAAUUUGAAGGCCUAAUCUCUGCAUAAUUAUCUCAAGCUCUUUUUGCUCUAAUCAUGUGAAGAAACUGUAAGAGAGAGAGAGAGAGAGAGAGAGAGAGAGCGAGGAGGGGGGGGGAGAUGAUGCUCAGCACCUUUAGAUGAAACCCUAAGGUGAGGCUGAGGAGAAAAAAUCUCAAUCCAGUGCAGCCCCCUUCUUCUUCUAUUAACACUUAAUAAGAAACGUAGCAAAAGGCAUUUUUGACCCCAUUUCUUAGGUGACGAAGGAAAAUAUGAUAAAUUAUUUUUUGAACGACUGUUCAGAUGUGAAUACUAAACCCGUGAACAGUAAUAGUUCUCAUCAAUAUAAAAGGAGACUGCUGGGUCACAACCAAGAGACUAUCAUAUGAAAGGAGAAAACUUUUCGUGCCAACCUUAAGCAGCAGCCAUCUCUUCCAAGAAGUCAGGGAUUUUUCUGGUGUGCCUUCAAUGCGUAGCUCCAGUCGAUGGGGCAGCAGUUUUACCAGAGGGAAGAUGAGAAGCUCUGCAAUGUAUAGUACCCUUCAAGACUGUCUGGGUAGACUUUGAUUAUCUUUUUGAGUCCUGAUUGUCCAUUUCGGGGAUGCCUGUUUUGGUCAUCUGAAAUCUCAGUUUUCUCAUAUUUUUUUCUUUAGAAAAUUGCAAUCAUAAUCGAUUAUUCUAAUUUUGUGUACAGUGGAUGAAACUAGCAUGACACAGUCUUUAUUUUUUCUUUGUUUCUCUUAUUAUUCCCUCUUUAUGAUUGUGCUGUUUCAUUCCAGAGAAGAGCCUCUUGUUAAUUUUUUUAAUAAUUAUCAUUUUUCAUUUUUCCAGAUCAAAGGUUCUGAAGUACUGACGCAUGACAGGACGCCAGUUGCAUAUGCUUCACGCCCCACAGAGACCGUAAGAAUAAAAACUUUCGCACUAAUCAUUUUGUCCAGAAGCUAUCAUCUGUCAGUGCAUGCAUUCGCUUUCUAUUGUCACGGAACUGUCUCUUUCUUUCAAAAUUGUAUUUGUGAUGUAACGUUUCUAAAGUCAAUGUUUGGAAAAAUGACAUUUCAGGGGGUCCCUGCCUUAGACAUCUUCGUUUUAGUUCUUUUUGUAAAACCUGUGAGGCAAUUUGAUCGACAUAACAUCUAAAUUCUCAACCUUUUCCAGGUUAAUUACGUUUCUGCUCAUGAUAAUGAGACAUUAUUUGACAUUGUCAGCUUGAAGGUAUGUGCCCAAAUUUCAGAAUAAUUGAACAUAGAAUCUUAUGAAGUGUCUUUAUUAAUCAAAUCUUUUUCGUUCUUUUUUCUUAAGCAGACUUCCGAGAAAAUGUCUUUGGAUGAAAGAUGCAGGUUAAACCACUUAGCAACAAGUUUAAUUGCACUCUCUCAGGUUGUCUUUCCUUCUCCUGUUUUCGUUGUCUGUCACGAUUCUAUAUUUUUAAAAUGUUCUCUGCUGACCAUAAAACUUUUAAUCGCCUUACAGUAACUCCACUUUUGCAGAAUAGACUCCUAGAAGCUCCAAGAAUAUAGCAAUGUGAAGAAGUCUUAAUCGUCACGAGAACUGAAAACAUUUUUCUUGUGGAAGAAAAUUUUAAACAUGUGAGCUCAUGAAUAAAUGGAGUGCACAAUUCUUGACGUGCAUUAACAUAGUAUUUUCGAGGAACAAAAGGAUAUUUUUUUAAUUUUUAAUUAAAUACAUAAAAAGACUGCAAUCUCUCUGGGUCUCAUUUGCCAUCAAGAUAGAUCAUACUUCACCUUUGAUACAUUGCCGAUCCUAUUUUAGUGCUGUAGCAGUACCGCUCAUGAGGAAAUUAUAUCUUGUGCACAAUAAAGGUAUUGCAGUAAUCCCAUGGGCUUUCCAUUUCUCUCUGAAUAAAUGAAAUGGAGUUACAGCCGUGUUGACAAUAACAUGCAUGUGUCUUGGAAUGUGUUAGGCUCAAACAGAGUCUAUUUUAGGAGCAUUAAUGUUAUUGAAUACAAAAUUCUCUCAACAGAGAAAAAAAUGCCCCUCUUUCCUUUUCAGGGGACAGACGAUGUGACUGCCAUAUUGAAAUAUUCAUUGGAUUGGUGUGAUACACUUUUCUUGAGCGUGACCAUCGUUUUUUUUUUGUCUCAGGGAAUACCUUUUUUCCAUGCUGGUGAUGAGAUUUUGAGGUCAAAAUCACUUGAUCGAGAUUCAUACAACUCUGGAGAUUGGUUCAAUAAGUAUGGCCUUUUUAUCCUUGAGAAUUCUGAUGUUUUUCCCCCAUGCUUGGAAUUGUUGGGAGUAUAGCAAAAACUAUCUCGGUAGCUACUUUAUAAUUCAACAUGGAUAGACAUAUUCUGAAAAAACUUUAGUGAGAAUUAUAAAUUCUUAUCGCGUUUAUGUCCAAGAUACUUCCUUAACUUAUUCUUUCACAUUUUAUGGUGCUUUUUUCGUAUUUUUCAGGCUGGAUUUCACUUAUGAAUCUAACAACUGGGGGAUAGGACUUCCUCCUAAAGCAAAGAAUGAGAAGAACUGGCCGUUGUAAAUGCUUAUUCUUUUGCUUAUAAUUCAUUCAUUUUUGUCCAGGAUAAAAGCUGUAUUCGGUGUUGGACACGAUUAUUAGAUAUACUUUUUAAGUCAAAGCCAGUUUUUGAUUACCUGUGAAUCUUUAAUUUUUCAGAAUUAAGCCGCGAUUGGCAAAUCCUUCCUUCAAGCCACAGAAAGAACAUAUUCUUGCUGCAGUAGAAAAUUUCAAGAAUCUUUUAAAGAUUAGGUACUCUUCACCACUUUUCCGUUUGAGGACAGCCAAUGCUAUCCAGGUAAGAAAUGAAUUUAUUUUGGAAACGUCCAAAGUAAUAACUCAAAAUAGGAUUAUUGGCAGACACCUAAGUUUUCCUUGUCAAAAUUUUACCAUCUAUCAAAGAUUAUACUGCUUUUGACUUUCGAGCAAUAGAAGUUGUUUCACUCUUCCAUCUAAGGAUUAAAAAGUUGCCCCCCCCCCCCCCCCCUCCCCUGGGCCCGUUUGAAGAAAAAUGAAAAAUAAUGCUGGAUAUUUCUUGGAAAUCUGGUCAACAUAUUUGUUCUCGAUUUCUAAAGGAAUUUCAAAGUCAUUGCUUAUGCUCUUCUAGAAUUAAUGAAUUUCUUUGGAAUUCGCUUGCUUGAGAAUGGCACCUAGAUGUAGCCAUAUGGGCACUUGUCUGCAGUUUUUGUCCUGGACGUGAAAAUCAUAGUUGGUGGGACGCCUGUGCUAAUUUGAUGACGCAUCUGUUAUUAGGAGAGGCUGCGGUUCCACAAUACUGGCCCUUCUUGGAUUCCCGGUGUCAUCAUUAUGAGCAUUGAAGAUGGGCACGAAGACCAGCCUGGCAUAGCCCAAUUAGACCCUGUGUCAGUCAACCAUAAUCAAUACUUUUCUUCCAUUUAAUUUCAUCAGUAAAGAAAUAUGCCGUCUUUAACUCUAUUUUACCUGACGGUGCAGUUAUUCUUUUAUCACCAUCAUCUUCAAUGCCCGUCCAGCUGAAGUGUCAUUUUCGAUCCCAGCACUGAGAAAAAGAAGUCUUCUAUUGCAUCCAGUGCAGGUAUGUUAUUAUUCAUUGGCACUGAAUAUCUCCCGCAACAAUCAGCGUUAUAGGGAGGAUUCAAUCAGCGUUAUGUUGAAUCUUAAUUGGGCCUUUCAUGCAGUUGACUUCAGGAGAUGGCCUGACCAGAACAUCUUCAUAUGAACCAUCAUCAGGCUCCUUCGUUAUCCCUCGCCAAACGACAGCCGUCUUUGUUGAAGCCCGUGAUAGAAAUACCUGUUCUGGAUGA
This is a messenger RNA of Spirodela intermedia, 21614 nucleotides long. Lineage: Eukaryota; Viridiplantae; Streptophyta; Magnoliopsida; Alismatales; Araceae. The record is from the annotation of a GenBank genome assembly.